This is a messenger RNA of Mya arenaria, 1763 nucleotides long. RefSeq lists its product as uncharacterized. The coding region runs from base 28 to 1752 and encodes 574 amino acids. The record is from RefSeq and is a predicted model, not a curated record. Gene Ontology annotation, biological process: positive regulation of DNA-templated transcription. Gene Ontology annotation, molecular function: ubiquitin-protein transferase activity; zinc ion binding. Gene Ontology annotation, cellular component: nucleoplasm; chromatin. The transcript has 2 exons. NCBI's taxonomy places the organism in Eukaryota, Metazoa, Mollusca, Bivalvia, Myida, Myidae.
AGUGAUUCAUAUACUUCGUUUCCGUAGAUGGAGGUACCUGGAAAGAAGCGUGACCCUAACCUUGAAAAGGUUUCCGCAAACGCCACAAUUUACUGCCAGACAUGUGGAGAGGGCGGUAAACGCGAUGUAGCCGAGGGCUUCUGCCAUACUUGCGAGGAGUACAUGUGUGCUCCCUGUAUCGAGUACCAUAAGAGAUUGAAGAUAUCUAGGAACCACAUUAUGUUGUCUAAAGAUAAGAUGCCCUCCUUCUACCCGUCUAUCAAGAAAUCAGCUAUCGCCGACACGGAGUAUUGUAAAGACCAUCCGAAGGAGAUGAUCAAGUUUUAUUGCCCUACCCACGGAGACCUUGGAUGUGGUUACUGUGUCGUACUCGACCAUCGCAGCUGUAAAAUUGAUUAUAUCGCUGAUGUGGCUAAAGAAUUUGUCAUUGGAAAUGAAUUCAAAGAGUUGGAACCAUCGAUUAAACGAGCUGAAAAACUUUUAUCCGGGUACAUAAUUAAUGUCAAUGAACUUUCUUGCGAGGUCGAAAAUCAGGCUAUGUAUGAGAUAGACAGACUGAAAAGGUUCCGGGCAGAAAUAAACACCUACCUAGAACGCCGCGAGAAGGAUUUGCUCGAAAACCUCCAGAAAAUGAAGAACGAGGAUGAAAACGUGCUGCAUACCCUUAAAACUGAUUGUGAGUUUACAAAAACCGGACUUGAGUCCAUGAGGACAAAACUAACUUCAGCUAACAUCUCGGUAAACCAGAGGUACAUGACGGCAAGGCGUGCCCGGAAGGAGCUAAGGGGGAUUAAUGACAAGUUGGAGACGAUGGCGGAUAGGAUGAAGGCCCGGAAGUACCGGUUUACUAAGGACGCGGACACGGAGCGGCUGAUGGGAUCGAAAAUGGGCAUUGGAACACUGAAAGAGGUUGGAGAGUUUCGUAGGGAGAUUCCAGUUCCUGACCUAUCUACUGUCAGAUGGAAGAAUGAGGCAGACAUUCACGUCAGAACGUUACUGGACAUGGACGCCUGCUGUAUCACCAGCUUAGCCCUGUUCUCACCUGGUCUAUUGCUCGUGGCUGACUGGAAUAGUCUCAAACUGGUGAACAUCACCGCCCGCACGGUCACGACCCGCCUCCGACUGCCAGCAUAUCCCUUUGACGUAUGUGUGCUCCCUGAUGACCGGGCCGCUGUCACUCUACCGAAUAAAUCCAUAAUCCAGCUGGUGUCUACAAAGGGAGGACAGUUGUCUCGUGGAAAGGAAAUAAAAGUAUCAUCUGAGUGUUGUGGUAUUGCGUCCUACAACAAUAGAUUAUAUGUUUCCUACUUAUCAAACCCGUGUAUUGAAGUGAUUUCAUUGGAUGGUCAUAUUCUAAGUACAUUCCGAAUAAAUGAUGGAAAUUAUCUUUUCCAAACACCAAAUUUCCUGACUGUGUCAGCUUCAACUACGCCGACCCUGUACGUGUCUGAUAACGCUACCAACACCGUCCUUCAGCUGUCCAUGAACGGGAGGGUCCUGCAGAAGUACCGAGACAAGCAGCUGUUGUCUCCUCAGUCCGUGGUGGCGGUAUGUCCGGGUCAGCUACUCGUGUGUGGGCAGAGCAGCAACAACGUUAUGCUGCUGACUGAGAGAGACGGCAAACUGACGGAAAUACUUGGACAGAAGGACGGACUGAUCAAUCCUUACUCUGUGGCAUUCUGUCCUCGUACACGUGCCAUAGUUGUCUGUGUUUUCAUGAAUGACUCAUUGAAGGUAUUAAAAGAAAAAUGAAAGUGUUUCUA